AUGGAAUUCUUAUCUGACACCAUGAUGCCAAAGGAUACACAAACAAGCAUCCCAGAGUCACAGGAAGAGUUUGACGGUAUCUCUUUAUCUGAGAGUUCUGUAAAUGAACCUGAUGAAAACAAUGACCAACUAUCACAAGAUGAAACAAUUGAAGUAAUUGAACCCACGAAAAGAACGGAAUUCAAAAGCCCAUUGAAACGCAACCGAAAAAAGCAAAAGAGAGAUGAAAUGGAUGACAAAUUUUUGGAUAUUGAGAGGCAAAAGUUUUCAUUGUUUUCAAAGGCUGCUGACGAAAUGAGAGAUGAUGACUAUCAAUAUUUAAUGAGUCUCCUGCCAUAUCUGCGAAAAGUUCCGCAUGCACAUAAACUACAGGCCCGAGUGGAGAUGAUGAAUGUGCUCGUGAAAUACACCACUCCUCAGUGUUCACCCCUAUCAUCACAGCACAUGACUUCGUCCCUGGCCUCGCCGCCUUCUUCUCUGCACAGCGAAUCUUCGUCAAACCUUCAAGAAUUUUACAGUACUUUCAAUCCUGCCGGAGCGCAUCCACCAACUUUUCAUCAAUUUCAGUAG
Molecule: messenger RNA, 570 nt
Organism: Acanthoscelides obtectus
Lineage: Eukaryota; Metazoa; Arthropoda; Insecta; Coleoptera; Chrysomelidae
Source: the annotation of a GenBank genome assembly